UAGUGGCGUACUUACGUGCGCGUCGUUGCGCGGCGGCAAGAUGGCGGCUCCCGGAGCUGGAGGAUCUUCUGGCUCGGCUAGUGACCCGUUUUCCACGUAUUACUCCGAGGUUAAACAAAUUGAGAAACGGGACUCCGUUCUAACUUCAAAGCAGCAGAUAGACCGGUUGAUUAGACCUGGGUCAUCCUAUUUCAACCUAAAUCCAUUUGAGGUUCUCCAGAUUGAUCCAGAAGUUACAGAUGAUGAAAUCAAGAAAAGAUUUCGACAGUUAUCAAUCCUUGUCCAUCCAGAUAAAAAUCAAGAUGACCCAGAUAGAGCCCAAAAAGCAUUUGAAGCUGUAGACAAGGCAUACAAAUGCUUACUGGACCCUGAGCAAAAGAAGAGGGCACUAGAUGUGAUUCAGGCUGGACAGGAGUAUGUUGAACACAUUGUAAAAGAGAAGAAGAAACAAUUGAAAAAAGAAGGGAAAUCAUUAGUUGUUGAGGAAGACGACCCUGAAGUUUUCAAACAGGCUGUGUACAAACAAACUAUGAAACUCUUUGCCGAGUUGGAAAUCAAACGGAAAGAAAGAGAGGCAAAAGAAAUGCAUGAAAGAAAAAGGCAGAGAGAAGAGGAAAUAGAAGCCCAAGAAAGAGCUAAACGGGACAGAGAGUGGCAGAAAAACUUUGAGGAAAGCCGUGAUGGACGCGUGGACAGUUGGAGAAACUUUCAAGCCCACACAAAAGGAAAGAAGAAGGAAAAAAAGGCACGGACCUUUUUAAAACCACCCAAAGUGAAAAUGGAGCAGAGAGAGUGACAUUCCCCAUCUGCAUGGAUAGAUAAAUUCCUCCUUGAGUUUUACAAACUACAUAUGCUCCCUCCUCAUUGCUUCCCAGGAGUCUUUUUGACUAAGAAUUACUCCAUGAUCCUCUUGUUUUUGUACAGUUACCACUAUUACUUUUAACUUUUUUUUUUUUUUUCUUUUUUUCUUGCUGGGGGAGACAUGCUUGUAAUUUAAUGUUUUGUACUUGGAUAGUAAGUUUGUUGACAAACCUAAUGUGCGAUAGAACUGCGACAUUAAAAGAAUGUUUAAAGUCUG
Molecule: messenger RNA, 1078 nt
Organism: Pelobates fuscus (common spadefoot toad)
Lineage: Eukaryota; Metazoa; Chordata; Amphibia; Anura; Pelobatidae
Gene: DNAJC8
Product: DnaJ heat shock protein family (Hsp40) member C8
Exons: 9
Coding region: 41-796 (251 amino acids)
Cellular component (GO): nucleus
Source: RefSeq, a predicted model, not a curated record